AUGCUGAACGGAGCUGCGGGGAGGACGCAGGAUGGCGUAGAGGCCGAGGGAGAGAAGGGCUUUAUGCCCAAGGGGGAGUCUAUGUCAGAAUUCAAGAAGAUGCGCAUUAAGGCGCUGGAGGAGGUCACCGGGGACUGGUCCGAGGCUCUCGUUAAGGACCGGUACCCGCGAUUGAAGCACAUGACCAAGAAGGUGUCAGUACCGGUAUUCAAGAAGAGGUGGAUUAAAGAGAAGCUGGAGAAGCCGAGCGAGGAGAUCGUCACCCUGUAUGGCCGCGUCCACUCCAUCCGGACCCAGGGGAAGAGGCUCCUCUUCGUCACCAUCGUCAAUGAGUUUGAAAAGAUCCAGGGCAUGAUCAACUUCGGUAACCUGAAUGACAAGAUAACCCUGGACAAAUUCGGCCUCUUGACCCGCAUGAUCGAGAAGGGCGACCACAUCUCCCUCACCGGCAAGCCCUGCCGCACAAAGACGGGCGCGCUCACCCUCAACGCCGUCGUCCUGCCGCAGCUCCUCGCGCCCACCAUGGAGCAGAUCCCGCAGUCCCUCACCGACCCGGAGACGCGCGCCCAGAAGCGCCACGUCGACAUGAUCGUCAACCCCGAGGUCGCCGACGUCCUGCGCAUGCGCUCGCACAUCACAAAGUACAUGCGCGACUACUUCCACGAGCGCGCCUUCCUCGAGUUCCAGACGCCCAUCCUCGCCGAGAACGCCGGCGGCGCCGUCGCCCGCUCCUUCACCACCACCGCCACCGAGUUCCCCUCCCGCGAGCUGUCCCUGCGCAUCGCCCCCGAGCUCUGGCUCAAGCGGCUCGUCGUCGGCGGCGUCCACAACCUCUUCGAGAUCGGCCCCGCCUUCCGCAACGAGGGCAUCGACGCCACCCACAACCCCGAGUUCACAAUGUGCGAGUUCUACAGCGCCUACACCAACCUCCAGGAGCUCAUCGUGCGCACCGAGGAGCUGCUCACCGGCCUCGCGCACCACUGUCAGGAGCUCAUCGACACGCAGCUCACGUCCCUGCAGCCCAUCGACCUGACCAAGUUCAAGCGGCCCUACCGCCGGCUCGAGUUCAUCCCCGCGCUCGAGGCCGCGCUCGGCAUCCGCCUGCCGAAGCUGACCGGCCGCGACGCGUACGCGGAGCUCCUCGCCGUGCUGACGCUCGCCAAGAUUGAGAUCCCCGGCGGCGUGCCCCCGACGAUGGCCAAGCUGCUCGACCGGCUGGCGGCGAUCUACCUCGAGCCAAAAUCCUUCGAGGGCGGCCCGCUGUUCAUCACGCACCACCCGGUGUGCAUGAGCCCGCUCGCCAAGAGCUUCCUCUGCCCUAAGACGCUGCAGCUCGUCUCCGCGCGGACGGAGCUGUUCGUCAACGGCCGCGAGCUGGCCAACAUGUACGAGGAGGAGAACGACCCGGAGGCGCAGGCGCGCAAGCUUGCGGAGCACCGCGUGCUCGGGACCGGCAAGAGUGUGGAGGAGGAGGAGCAGGAGGCUGCGAGGGACGCGCCGCUUGACCAAAAUUACAUCAAGGCGCUUGAGGCCGGGUUGCCACCUACGGGCGGCUGGGGAUGUGGUGUUGAGAGGCUUGUGAUGCUGUUUUCUGGCGCGAACAGGAUCAGCGACUGUCUGAGCUUUGGUACGUUGAGGAAUGUCGUGGGAUUGACGUCUGGGGAGCAGAACCGAUCGGGAUCUUCAUGA
Messenger RNA from Colletotrichum chrysophilum, 1689 nucleotides. RefSeq lists its product as uncharacterized. Gene Ontology annotation, molecular function: ATP binding; tRNA binding; lysine-tRNA ligase activity. NCBI's taxonomy places the organism in Eukaryota, Fungi, Ascomycota, Sordariomycetes, Glomerellales, Glomerellaceae. Gene Ontology annotation, biological process: mitochondrial lysyl-tRNA aminoacylation. The transcript has 3 exons. The record is from RefSeq and is a predicted model, not a curated record. The coding region runs from base 1 to 1689 and encodes 562 amino acids. Gene Ontology annotation, cellular component: mitochondrion; cytoplasm.